AAAUAUGGCAGUUUGUGUGUAGGGGAAAUGGGUUGUUUGUGUCUGCGAUGCAACGCGGAAUAAUUAAUUUUAAUUGCUGAGCAAUUACAAAUGUUACAAAACGUAAAUAACGUGCGUUGGUAUAACCUAAAAAACGGAGUUGGGGGCGGCAACGUUCAAACUGUUGUGAAAAAACAAACGCCAGAAAAAUGUUUAGGUUCUUGAGUGGCCGAAAGACCCGAAACGCCAGCAGCAACAACAAAAACAUAAAUAAAAACAUAAAAAAUGUGAUCCAGUGCAAAGUGGUCCUUUUGGACGGCACCGAUUUGUCUGUAGAAUUAUCGAAAAAAGCAAAAGCGAGGGACCUUUAUGAGCAGGUGUUCUAUUCCCUCGACCUGAUCGAGAAAGACUAUUUUGGUCUGCAAUUCACAGACGCCAAUCAUGUCAAACACUGGCUGGACCCCACCAAAACUAUUAAAAAACAGAUUAAAAUUGGUCCUCCAUACACACUCAGGUUGAAGGUCAAGUUUUAUUCCUCGGAACCGAACAAUCUUAGGGAAGAACUGACCCGCUAUCAGUUCUUUUUGCAGCUCAAACAGGAUAUCGUCGAAGGCAAGCUUACUUGCCCUCCCGAAACGGCCGUUAAAUUGGCAGCAUAUGCCUUACAAUCGGAGUUGGGAGACUAUGACGAAACGCAGCACACUGCAGCCACGGUAUCGGAAUUCCGUUUCGUUCCGGAUCAAACUGAAGAAAUCGAAAUUGAUAUCCUCGAAGAGUUUAAAAAGUGUAAAGGACUCUCGCCGGCUCACGCUGAACAAGCCUACCUUAACGAAGUGAAGUGGCUAGACAUGUACGGUGUCGACAUGCACACUGUUUUGGGCAAGGACGGAAUGGAAUACAGACUCGGUUUGACGCCCACCGGCAUUCUUGUCUUUGAGGAGCCGAACAUAAAAAUUGGCCUCUUCUUCUGGCCGAAAAUAAGUAAACUCAAUUUUAAGAAGAAGAAGCUAACGUUGGUCGUCAUCGAGGACGACGACGAAGGGCGGGAACAGGAACACACCUUUGUAUUCAGGCUUCAUAACGAGAAAGCCUGUAAACAUUUGUGGAAGUGUGCGGUCGAGCACCACGGAUUCUUCCGGUUACGCGCGCCGGUGAAGGGCCCGUCAGCGAAACAAAAUUUCUUCCGGAUGGGCUCGCGGUUCCGAUACUCAGGCCGGACGGAGUAUCAAAGCACCUACCAGAACAGGGCUCGCAGGACCGUGCAACUCGAGCGGAAACCCAGCCAGAGGUAUGGGCGGAGGCAGAGCCACGUGUUAAGGGAGAGACAGAAGCAGCAGCAGGGCCAAACCAGCGAGAGUACCGAGAGUACGUCGUCCAAAACACACGAUGGCUUCCAGCCGUCGUCGAGCAGAUGCAGCGAACGUUCGACCAAGUCCAGCGCGACCAACACAACCGAAGAACCCCUUUAUUGCCAAGUCAAGGAUGAUCUGACCAAGAGCCUGACACCCACCCCCUCUAGGCCGUGCUCCUUGGGCGUGACCGGCCAGAAUAGUUUCGGCAAGGGUUCAGUGGGGCAGAGUUCCUUCGGCAAGGGAUCGUCGCGAGGUAGUUCCCAUUACAGUCCUGUACCGUCCAUUGGCAGCAAGAACGGAACCCUGCGGAAAAACAAGGCGGGAACGCCGACCGGGGCGGGGCCCCCCGUCAGUCCGACACCGUCUUCGAACGCGGACAGCCAGCUCGAUUUUCUCCUCAAGAGUCUCGCGAAAGAGUCGCUAACCGGGGUUAGCCGCGACGAAUCCAGGAAUAAGUUGGAAACAGAAAAUGUUAGCGGGGCUAAGUCCCUGCCCGCCGAGAUCCCCAAUAACAUCACAAAGGCUUCCAACGUUGCCAAACCGCUCCCACCAGGGCAGAUCAAGUGCAACAUACUCAAAGCGAGACUUGAAGAAGAACUCCAAAACUCGAAACUGACGAACCAAAUGUUCGUGCAGGCCCCCAAGGACGAGGACACUUCGCUGAAUGCCGCCACUUUCAUAUCGGUGGGCGGGGACAAACUGACGCUCACUGUCAGCGGUCCGCCGAGCAUCGAACCCGUGAAAGAGCCGGUCAAGCGAUGCACCACGCCGAUCACGGUGACGUUUUUCGGACAGGCAAUGAACGACGGCAAACUGGAAGUUUGCCAGGUGAACAACACGACCGACAAGACCGAGCAACGAGGUGCGGAGGAAGAGCUUUCGCUCAACCCUUUCACCAAUUAUCUGUCUUCGAGCUCGCUGAACCCGUUCAGCGGCGCCAACAGCGUGAUAUUUAACAGAAACAACCCCUUCGUCGAGAAUGGAGCCGACGAACAAGUUGACGGGUUAAAGGGGACAAGACAUGAUGACGAGGAGGAGGGGCACGAGAAAUGUAGCGAGGAGGUGAAGGUUCAGGAGAAACCACCCACACCAAUGAGCCCAAACUUGAGCAAGUUGUCGCCGUGGCUCGUCUCCCAGGAAGUGAUAUCGUCCCCGGUAGCUAAAGUGAAUACGACCGAAACGGCUAUUAUUCGAAAAUCGGUCGUGACUACCCAACUUUGAGUUGGUCAUAUUGACGAAGACCUCUUACUUGACAAAAAUGUCCGUUACCGCGCGGGAUAUUGUGCCAAAAUAGCCAUAUAUAAGCCAUACGCUAAUAGCCCUCUCAUAAAAAAAUCAUACAGGUUAAGUUAAAAAAACAAAACCAUACGGGUGUACCGUGACGGACAUUUUUUCGUAUCUGGUCUUGCAGAUCACUAAUUGCUAGUAUAUUUGCCCUACCGGCUCAAAAUAUUUUGGGUGGUAGUUGUAGGACUUAUAAACAGAAUAUCGAAGAUAGGUUCGAGGGAGAGAGAAGAAGAGCUAUUAUGGGCAAAAGAAUGUUGCAAAUUUAUUAAACCUCCGUUUUUGGUUGGUUUUUGUCCCUAAUAGCGCAAUCUUUCGCCCGCCGUCUCUAUUUGUUCCGUUUAAAGGUCAUUGAGGUAGUCACGCAGACCGCUAUUAUUAUACUGUUGAAUCUCUUUUAGGUGACCGUCAUUUUAUUCGGUACCUUGUUUUUUUUUUGUUUGUUCUCUCUACGUGCAUUUUAUUAUGUUUAGAAGUUCUCGACUUUUUAACUUAUAUAAUUUUUAUGCAGUCUCAGUAUUUAGCUAGUUAAUCGCUUCAUCAUUUGAUAUAAAAUUCCAUUUGUGGCCGCCGGCUCAUUAUUUUAGGUAAUCGUGGUUUCUAACGCCCAAGUGCCAUUCUGCAAUUUGUAUGACUCUAUAGACUCUAUGCAUCCGUCCUUAAAAAUCGAUAUAUUUCUCAAUAAAGUUUAUCUAUGUUUUCUACCACGUUUUUCAUUGUCGUUACUUCAUGCCAUCCUUGAAAGUAGUUAAUACCUAACAUUUUUUGCAGCUUAAGAUUUUUUAUAAGGUAACGG
This is a messenger RNA of Cylas formicarius (sweet potato weevil), 3411 nucleotides long. RefSeq names its product band 4.1-like protein 5. Gene Ontology annotation, cellular component: cytoskeleton. Bases 189 to 2552 code for a protein of 787 amino acids. The record is from RefSeq and is a predicted model, not a curated record. The transcript is spliced from 13 exons. NCBI's taxonomy places the organism in Eukaryota, Metazoa, Arthropoda, Insecta, Coleoptera, Brentidae. Gene Ontology annotation, molecular function: cytoskeletal protein binding.